Molecule: messenger RNA, 3252 nt
Organism: Thamnophis elegans (Western terrestrial garter snake)
Lineage: Eukaryota; Metazoa; Chordata; Lepidosauria; Squamata; Natricidae
Product: transducin-like enhancer protein 1
Exons: 21
Coding region: 451-2772 (773 amino acids)
Biological process (GO): regulation of DNA-templated transcription; negative regulation of canonical Wnt signaling pathway
Cellular component (GO): nucleus; transcription regulator complex
Molecular function (GO): protein binding; transcription corepressor activity
Source: RefSeq, a predicted model, not a curated record
UCCCUCCCCCCCUCCCUUCCCGGCGCUCUGAUUGGCUGCGGCGCGUUCGACUGUGGCGAAAGAGAAAGCGGCAGACCCCACGUGGAGCUGGCGGGCGUUCCAUUGAUCGCUUCUCCCCCGCAAAGCUGCCGCGGGGGGGCGUAAAAGAGAGAGAGAAAGAGAGAGAGAGAAAGCGAGGAAAGGAAGAAGGGGCGUUGAAAAGAGGGGGGCUUCUCUCUCUCUUUCUCUUUCUCUCUCUUUUUUUUUCUUUCUCCCUCUUGCAAACACCCCGACAGGGCAGCCCUGACCCGGAGCCACCCCGCCCACGCUCUCCCUUUCCCCCCCCCCCCGCAAAGGAGGAGGCGCGGGCGAAUCCUGCGCCCCCGGGUUAACCCCAGAACGUGGGUUUUCCCCAAACCGGAGACGUAGUGGCCUUACCUAAAAUCACAAACCUAUGGUUGAUUUACAAGGAUGUUCUCCCAGAAUCGGCCCCCGGCUCACCUGCAGACGCCGCCUAUGGCCACUACGGCUGUUGCCGCCACGGCUGCCGCCAGCGUCGUAUCCACCACCCCUCAGUCUUUGAAACUGACUUACCCGGAGAUUUUGGACCGGAUCAAAGAAGAAUUCCAGUUUUUGCAGAACCAGUACCACAGCUUGAAGCUUGAGUGCGAGAAACUGGCCACGGAGAAGACAGAAAUUCAGCGACAUUAUGUCAUGUAUUAUGAAAUGUCCUACGGGUUGAACAUCGAAAUGCACAAGCAGACGGAGAUUGCCAAGAGGCUGAAUGUCAUCUGUGCUCAGCUCAUCCCCUUCUUGUCUCAGGAGCACCAGCAACAAGUAGUCCAGGCGGUGGAGCGGGCGAAGCAGGUGACGGUGGCAGAACUGAAUGUGGCAAUCGGGCACCAGCUCCAAGCUCAACACCUCUCCCAUCACGCACCCCCCAUCCCGUUGACCCCUCACCCGUCCAGCGUCCAGUCUGCCAGCCUGGCGAGCCUUGGUAGCGCUUCUGGGCUGCUGGCACUGUCGGGAGCAUUGGGGGCGCAGGCCCAUCUGGUGGCCAAGGAUGACCGAGGGCUUCUUGAUGCCGACCGAGAGAGAGACCCCGGACCCAGCUCUUUAAUGCUGUCGAACGGAGAAAGGAUGCGAGCCAUUUCGGAUUACUUGAACAGUAGCAAAAAGAGGAAGUCGGAAAAAGAAUACGGCACGGAUUACGGCAGCGAUGGGGAGAAAAGUGAAGACAACCUGGUGGUGGAUGAGGAUCCUUCUUCGCCCCACAGCGUCCAGUCUUUCUCCUCCCGAGAAAAUGGGAUCGAUAAAGCCACUCUGCAUCGGAAAGAGCUGGGCCAUCACAGCCCCACAUCCCUGGCGUCUUCCAGCAGUGCCUCCCCAACUCGUCCCGCCAAGGAGCUGACCACAGUAGAAAAAGCAGUCACGCCCGGUUUGAAGUCGAACACCCCAAAUUCCCAAGGCGAAGGGACCAUGCCCGGAUCUUCUGGCACCCUCUCCCAGUUCCGUCCAGGAGUAACGAAGCAGACGGUGGAAUCACUCGCUUUGAGCCUUCGGAAUCCGCUUACCGUCCAGAGCUCCUAUCAAGCUGCUUUUAACGUCGCCCACGUUUCAGUCAACGGCGACAUGGUGGGCACCGGAGCCUACGCCGGGCUGCACCUGGUCUCCCCCCAGCUGAACGGGGCCGCCGUUGUGGGGACGGGAAGCUACGGGCGUUCCCCCUUGGUAGCUUAUGAUCCCCACGUGCAUUUGAGGGCUUCCAGCCUUUCGGCGGGGAUGCAAGCCAGCAUGUCUUCUUCCAAGCCAGCCUAUUCCUUCCACGUGAGCGCUGACGGGCAAAUGCAGCCGGUGCCCUUCCCUCCCGACGCCCUGAUCGGCUCCGGCAUCCCACGCCACGCCCGCCAGCUCCACACGCUCUCCCACGGCGAGGUGGUCUGUGCCGUCACCAUCAGCAAUUCCACCCAGCACGUCUACACGGGGGGCAAAGGCUGCGUCAAGGUCUGGGAUGUGGGGCAGCCGGGCACCAAGACUCCCGUGGCUCAGCUGGACUGCCUGAAUCGAGAUAACUACAUUCGAUCCUGCAAGCUUCUUCCCGACGGCCACAGCCUCAUCGUUGGGGGCGAGGCCAGCACCUUGUCCAUCUGGGACUUGGCAGCCCCCACGCCCCGGAUCAAGGCCGAGCUGACCUCCUCCGCCCCGGCCUGCUACGCUCUGGCCAUCAGCCCUGACGCCAAAGUCUGCUUCUCCUGCUGCAGCGACGGCAACAUCGUGGUCUGGGAUCUGCAGAACCAAACCCUGGUUCGACAGUUCCAGGGUCACACGGACGGGGCGAGUUGCAUUGACAUUUCCAACGAUGGCACCAAACUCUGGACCGGCGGUUUGGACAAUACCGUCCGGUGCUGGGACCUCCGCGAAGGCCGGCAGCUGCAGCAACACGACUUCAGUUCUCAGAUCUUCUCCCUGGGCUACUGCCCCACGGGGGAGUGGCUGGCCGUGGGGAUGGAGAGCAGCAACGUGGAAAUCCUCCACGUGACCAAAUCGGAGAAGUACCAGCUGCACCUUCACGAGAGCUGCGUCCUCUCCCUGAAGUUCGCUUCCUGUGGGAAAUGGUUUGUCAGCACCGGGAAGGACAAUCUGCUAAAUGCCUGGCGGACCCCUUACGGAGCCAGCAUAUUCCAGUCGAAAGAAACCUCAUCCGUCCUCAGCUGCGACGUUUCCACAGACGAUCAAUUCAUUGUCACCGGAUCCGGGGACAAGAAAGCCUCCGUUUACGAAGUCAUGUACUGACGAGAAUCGCGACGUUGCUUCAGAACUGACCCCAAAAGAGAAGUGGGGGGGGCUGCUCGUUGGCGCCCCUUCUCGAUGGUUUGUUUUUUUUCCAGCCAAAGAAUUCCCCCUCACAAUCCAGGAACGGAAGCAGGGAUCCGGAACCCACCACGAGGACGCUGGGUGGGUUUGUGGGAAGGCAGCUCCCCCCCACCUCCGUCUUCCACUCAACCUGAGGUUUUCGCGGAGUUUAGUAGUGGUUUUCUCGCCAAGUUGCCCUUAUCCUGGCAUGGUGGGAGUUAAGGGUUGGCGCUGUCUUUUGGUGUGCGUGUGUUGGGUGGGUGUGGGUGUGCAUGUGCGCAAGUGUGUGGGUGUGGGUGUGGGUGUGUCCACAUUGAAAUUCCUUUGGAAAAGUUUGUUGUGUAUUUUAACCUUUUUCUUUUUUUAAAGAAAAAUAAUAAUAAUGGACUUUCAAAUAAAGAGAUGAUGGUGUUUGGGUUA